Messenger RNA from Cavia porcellus (domestic guinea pig), 4994 nucleotides. It is a transcript of the gene Lratd2, whose product is annotated as LRAT domain containing 2. The transcript has 2 exons. The record is from RefSeq and is a predicted model, not a curated record. The coding region runs from base 605 to 1537 and encodes 310 amino acids. Lineage: Eukaryota; Metazoa; Chordata; Mammalia; Rodentia; Caviidae.
CAGCGUGCAGGACCAGAGCUCAGGGAGCGAGUGACUGUCUCUUUAAAUGCCAGGGGCUGCGCUCCCGCCCGGGAGCCGGGAGCCGGGAGCCGGAUCUACAAUCCCGUCCUUCCCGCUCCGGCGCUUGUUGCUCGCCGGCCCGAGUGGGAGCUGCCGCCGCCGCCGCCGAGGCCGCCGCCGGGAAGCGAGGGUGCCGCCUGCCGCUGCGCCCGACUCCCCCGAUUCCCCCGAGAGCUGUGUGCAGCGGGGCCCCGCGCUAGCAGGGCGCGCCGGCGCGGGGUGAGUCGAUCCGACCCCCGCCCCGAUCCGCAAGUCUGGGGGCGCCACGCAGCCGCGGGGGAGACAUGCGUCGCCGCCCCCUGCCCAGCCCUGGCACCGCCCGCGCCGGGAGAGGAGGGAGCGCGGAGCCGGCGCCUGCACACUCGCCCUAGAAGUCUCGGGGUGCAGCGGGGCCCCCUAGCCCGCGGCCUGCACCUCCCGCCGUGCGGCGGCGCAGGUGGCCUGAGCCCCUGGCCGCGGACCUGUGCCAAUGACCCUAGUGGUAGUUUCGCUUUCUCCGCUGUCUGCUCCUCUCGCCGCCGCCUGAACCAGAGACCAUAACGUGAUGGGCAACCAGGUGGAGAAACUGACCCACCUAAGUUACAAGGAAGUUCCCACCGCCGACCCGACCGGCGUGGACCGGGACGACGGGCCCCGCAUCGGGGUCUCCUACAUCUUCUCCAAUGACGACGAGGAUACCGAGCCACAGCCUCCGCCCCAGGGUUUGGAGGGUGGUGGGGCGCCCGACGUUGAGGACGGGCCACAACCCCCUCCGCCGCAGCCCUACGACCCGCGGCUGCACGAGGUGGAGUGCUCCGUUUUCUAUCGGGAUGAGUGCAUCUACCAAAAGAGCUUUGCGCCCGGCUCGGCGGCGCUGAGCACCUACACACCGGAGAACCUGCUCAACAAGUGCAACCCUGGUGACUUGGUGGAGUUCGUGUCACAGGCACAGUACCCGCACUGGGCAGUGUACGUGGGCAAUUUCCAGGUGGUGCACUUGCACCGGCUGGAGGUGAGCAACAGCUUCCUGACUGACGCGAGCCAGGGCCGCCGCGGCCGCGUGGUGAACGACCUGUACCGCUACAAGCCGCUGAGCCCCAGCGCGGUAGUGCGCAAUGCGCUGGCGCACGUGGGCGCCAAGGAGCGUGAGCUCAGCUGGCGCAACUCGGAGAGCUUUGCCGCCUGGUGCCGCUAUGGCAAGCGAGAAUUCAAGAUCGGAGGGGAGCUGCGGAUAGGCAAACAGCCCUACCGCUUGCAGAUUCAGCUCUCGGCUCAGCGCAGUCAUACGCUGGAGUUCCAGAGUCUGGAGGACCUCAUUAUGGAGAAGCGGCGCAAUGACCAGAUCGGGCGCGCUGCCGUGCUGCAGGAGCUCGCCAUGCAUCUGCACCCGACUGAGCCAGAUGAGGGCGACAGCAGCACAGCUCGGACUACUCCGCCUUCCAGGCACCCUCGGGAGCCGGGCUCUGAGGAGGAGGACAGAGAUGUGGAGCCACACUGAAGGUUUUGGAGCUGAGCACAGAGUUGCAAAAUAGCCUUUUGCAGCAAGCGCUUUCCCCUUCCUCUUCUCCCUCCCUCCCGGAUCACUUUCUGGCCCCCUCUGGGAUUCCUGGGCCCUUUGGAAAACGGAGUGUUGAUUAAACACAGUCGGCUGGCUAUGGACUGGGGAGGAGGAAGGGGACAGGGAGGCAGGUAGGAGCACCUAUGGUGGACGCUGGCAUUUCUUUCUUCCCCUUUCCGUCUUCCUUUCUGUGGUGGGGCAGACCGUGGACUUGAGACUUAAUCUGUGCCGAGUUUGGAUCCAAAGUUGACCCUUAUGCAAGCAAGGUUGAAAAAAAGUUCAGAGUGUCUGUGUCUGCCUUGCCUUCUCUGGCUUUGCUUUGCCCUUGAGCUCUGAGGAUUCUAUGUAAGAAGGCCAAAGGCGGGUGAGGAGGCCCAACCUUGGGCCUGAGAGCUGUUUAUCUUUUCUCUCUGCUGAGCUGGGCCUGGAAUCAGGAAGACUAGUAUGAUUUAUUAGAUGGGAUUCCUGGGGCGCAGGGCUGGUGAAUCCAAGAUCAGGCCUGGGAGCAGCAGACUCCUGUUAAAUGUAACAAAUAGUUGAACAAACUCUGGCAACAGAUACUUACUACCUCCCUCCUCUCCAUCCCCUAGUAAUUCAGCUGCUGGCUGCUCAGGGAGCCUCUGCUCCAUGUGCCCCUUCGGUUCCGAGUAAAUCACUGUCAAAGGCCAGCCUCAGAAAGGAUUCAAUUCAGAUCCUGAGCUGCGGCCUCCUUUGUUUUUCUGCCUGCUGCUGUAGGCACUUGGAGUAGUGUCAUUUGUUAUCCCAGGAGGGGAUCGCCCUGUGUCACCAAUCUAAUGCUUGUCUGUGUUCAUGGCCAGGUCUACAGAUGGGGAUGGCCAGUGCCACCUGGCGUGGUGCCCCCUAGGGAGACAGCUCAGUAGUGCUGCUCUGUCCUGUUAGUCUCUCCGUGCUGUCCCAUCCUGAUUGGGGAUGGUAACCCUUUUUGUGAUCAAAACUGUGUUAUGGAUUCCUUUGAAUUUUUAAUGUUUCCUUCCAUUUACUGGGCCAUCUCCCUGACCCUCCCUCCCUGGCUGUAAAACCUGGGGCGUGAGACACAUUUCAGUGGUAAGCUACUUGUUUUGCUAGAGCCCCCCCCCCCUUGCAGGUUAAUUCAGGGUGUCAUGGCUUGGUGUGGUGGGCAGUUUCCUUUAGGAGAGAUGACCUGAGUCUCCACUGCCACCUGGUGUGAUCAGCCAGGUUCAGUGUGCUUUGGUAAGAGUCCUCACACCAUUCCCAUGGGUUCCCUGGAUUGCAGAGUGCUGCCCUGCCACCCAUUAUCAAUAUGGUCUCAAAGCCUGAGUAAAAACUGCAGGGGUUUUUUCUCCCCUCUUGAGGAGUUACUGUAAACUACACUGGACAGUUCAUUUUGUGACCUGAUUUUUAUAGUUAAAAUUGACUUAUGUUUGAACACUCUGCAACCCUGGUCAUCCCUGGGUUUCUUGGUUGGAAAUUUCUAGAGCAAACAAAACUAGGAAGAUUUUCUCAUAUAUUUACCUAUUUUAGACAUGGAAAUUGCGGCCAUAAGUUUUAAAAGUCUGGAUCUUCAUAGCACCUCCCUCAGCGUGGAAACCCUUCCCGAGUAAGCCCUCAGUGGUGUCUGGUUGUGUCCCUGAUUUUGGUAGUGAUGUCACACAGGUGCCAUGCCUUGGAUUGUCAAGGUGAACCACAUUCUAACCCUGGUCAGGGAAGACAGUUGAUGUCCUGAUGGAAAGUAGUUCUGCUUGCCCUGUUUCACAGCCUCCCAAAUAUAUGUGUUUAUAUUCCCUUGGCCAUGAAGAGACAGGCCAAGGUAAACAUGGGGUGGAGACCUUCAGGAGGCCGGACCUGGACAGACAUGGGCUAGCCAAGUUGGAAGUAUUGAGCACUCCGCACUCCAUGGAGUAAGGAGGCAGGGAGUGGCCCUGGGACCGGUGAGCCCCUUUUCGGCUCCUGCAUCCCUGUAUCGUUCGUCUGCCUCCGGGGAAGAGCUGUAGUAGAUACAACCCAAGACCAGCAUUUAUCUUUAGAGAAGGUGUGAUUACAAGGCUUAAAAAUGAGCUAGCUCUGUUGGAGAUGCUGGUUUUGGGAGCACAGUGGCAGUGUCUCUGCAAGAUAUCAAGAGAGGGAGACUCUGAGACACAGGAUCAGAGUGUGUGCUUAGGUGUCAGACGCUUACUAAGUAACAGCUACCUGGAAAGGGCUGCAAGAAAGGGGAAUCAGUAAUUCAUGGUUCUUUCCUAAAGAUGGCAGUGUUAUGGACAAGUAAUUUUUUUUAAAUGCCCUGGCAAUGGCUAUAUCCAGCACUUUAGGACAAAAUAAGUAUAUUUAAUAAUUUUUGUUUUUCCCUAGGAAUAAGACUUUAGAACAGUUUUGUACUGUGAAUUACGAAUGCUCUUUGAAGGAAAGAAAUAUCGAUUCCAACAUUCUUCAGAAGCUGUGGCAGGGAUUAGCAGGAUAUUGACUGGAAUAUAUGCGAAAGGAAACCAGACAAAUUCUAUUUUCUUACUGAGCAAAUAUUUUAUAGAGACUGCUUAUGUAUUUCAGAGGAGCCCACAACUUCGACUAUACAAUGUUUUGUAUCGAAAGAACUCCUGCUUUUUGUAGCUUUUAUUCCUCAUUUAAUUUAAAAUGACUUUAACACUAAAUGCCUCUCAGAAAACUUUAUUCCAGACUUUAAGAAAAUUUUUAGUUUUUUGAGAAAUGAGACAUUAAUGUGGUUGACCUUCUCCUGUGUUUGGAGCUUCUGACCCUGAUAGCAUCACUGAACAACAGCGCGACCACAUGGAAACAUAUUUUUUGGAAGCAGAACUUUAAUUUUUUUAAGACAUAUGCUAUGGAGAGCUAAGAAAAUUUAAGGACUACUUGUUUUCUAUUUUCUUUUUUUCUUAAAAAAAUGGGAUCCACUGUGUUGAAGACUCUUGAUGAUUAUGUAUUUGUCUAACCUAUUUUUUAAUACAGUCUAGCGUGAUCAUGGUCAUAAAAUAAAUUUGGAAAGUUAGAUUUCCUUUGUGAGUUUUUUUUUAAAAUCAGAAUUAACUAUAAACAUGACUGGUUUAUUCGGUUUUUCAUUAUAUUUUGUUCUUAGCUAUACUACUGGUGACCCAUGAAAAUUACAUUAACUUACAGGAUAGACGUCAGUGCAUUUUAUUUCCCAAUGAGUUGUAUAAACUUUAUUUUUCUUGAAGGUUAUAUGUUAAAUCAGUUAUGUUCUUAUAGUACUUCUUGAAAAGGAAGUUCCAAUUUGACAUUGUAUCAUUUCCUUCAAAAUGAAGGGCAGUGCUUAGAUAAAUAAAAGAUUGAUGAUCUUUUAAACCAUUUCCUCUUUACUAUGUCUUACUAAAAUAAAACCUGUCAAGCUUUUUUCAAAAAUGUUAUAAGCGUUUCCAAUAAACCAUCUUAUUAGCGUUCACUGAAUGUA